Messenger RNA from Dichotomopilus funicola, 381 nucleotides. RefSeq lists its product as uncharacterized. The record is from RefSeq and is a predicted model, not a curated record. The transcript has 2 exons. Bases 1 to 381 code for a protein of 126 amino acids. NCBI's taxonomy places the organism in Eukaryota, Fungi, Ascomycota, Sordariomycetes, Sordariales, Chaetomiaceae.
AUGUCUUGGGGCAAAGACACCACCAAGGCGCCGCCGUCCACUAUCCGCCAACUCCUCCCCCUCCUAGUGACCCUCCUGGUCCUCGCAGCACUCGCGUGGAUCGGCUACCAAAUCUACCUCUCGCUCGGCAAGAUCCAAAUGCAAGCGCGCAAGCAAAUGGGCGACAACGUGACGUUCACCAAGGACGGCGUGCGCCUCAAGGUGCAGGGCAUGGAGGACGAGUCGUAUGUGGAUCGGACCCAGAGCUGGGUCGUUAAGGCGUGGGAGCUUGGGACGGGGACUGGGUCGGGGGCUGGGUCCGCGGGGAAGGAAGGUGAUGCGAAGAGGAAGAGGUUUAUAACCCCCCCUUUUCUUUUUCCCUUUAGGCGGGAGAUUGGGUGA